AUGGUGGCAGAGUUGCCAAUGAAAAGUGGACUUCCAAGGGAAGUCGAAGUCAUCAACACCAUGUUCUUGUUGACAGCCAAGCCAGUGAUCUACUUGAUCAACUUGAGCGAGAAGGACUAUGUCAGAAAGAAGAAUAAGCAUUUGUUAAAGAUUAAAGAAUGGGUCGAUGCUCACUCUCCAGGCGAUGCCAUUAUUCCCGUUUCGGUUUCGAUGGAGGAGAAAUUGGCAGGUAUGGAGUCCGACGCCGAGCGUGAUGCUUAUUGCAAGGAAUUGGGUGCUCAAUCUGCAUUACCAAAGAUUAUUACCACCAUGAGACAAAAACUUGACUUGAUCUCAUUCUUCACUUGUGGUCCCGAUGAAGUGAGAGAAUGGACCAUCAGAAGAUUCUAUACUGCUCCUCAGGCUGCCGGUACGAUCCACGGUGACUUGGAGAGAACAUUUAUUUUGGCACAGGUGAUGAAGUAUGACGAUUUGAUCGAAUAUGGAGAUGAAGCCAGUGUCAAAGCCGCCGGUAAGCUUAUGUCUAAGGGUAAAGAUUAUAUUGUUGAGGACGGAGACAUCAUCUACGUCAAGGCUGCGGAGGGCAAGGCGCGGUAA
This is a messenger RNA of Meyerozyma guilliermondii ATCC 6260, 597 nucleotides long. RefSeq lists its product as uncharacterized. Bases 1 to 597 code for a protein of 198 amino acids. The transcript has a single exon. Gene Ontology annotation, molecular function: ATP hydrolysis activity. Gene Ontology annotation, cellular component: cytoplasm. NCBI's taxonomy places the organism in Eukaryota, Fungi, Ascomycota, Pichiomycetes, Serinales, Debaryomycetaceae. The record is from RefSeq and is a predicted model, not a curated record.